Molecule: messenger RNA, 3282 nt
Organism: Lepus europaeus (European hare)
Lineage: Eukaryota; Metazoa; Chordata; Mammalia; Lagomorpha; Leporidae
Gene: TTC13
Product: tetratricopeptide repeat domain 13
Exons: 23
Coding region: 16-2616 (866 amino acids)
Molecular function (GO): protein binding
Source: RefSeq, a predicted model, not a curated record
GCGCCUUGAGGGAAGAUGGCACCUGCCGGCUGCUGCUGCUGCUGCUGCUGCUACUGCUGCUGCUGCUGUUGGGGCGGCGCUGUGGCCGCCGCGGGCGCCGCCCGGCGCGUCCUAGUGCUGCUGCUGCUGGGGGUCCUGUCCACCGCGUUGUACCCGGGCACCCUGGCCACUGAGCACUACUCGCCACUAUCCCUGCUCAAGCAGGAGCUGCAGCACCGGCAGCAGCAGGAGGCCCCAGCGGGCGGCGGCGGCUGCAUCCCGCAGUCGGGAGACUGGGGGGACCAGUACUCCGCCGAGUGCAGUGAGUCAUCAUUUUUGAACUUCCAUGAUUCAGACUGCGAACCCAAAGGAUCGCCACCCUGUGACUCCUUGCUUUCCCUCAACACUGAAAAGAUUCUGAGCCAAGCCAAGUCAAUUGCAGAACAAAAGAGAUUUCCAUUUGCUACUGAUAACGACAGCACAAAUGAAGAGUUAGCUAUUGCUUAUGUGUUGAUUGGCAGUGGCCUCUAUGAUGAAGCAAUAAGGCAUUUUUCAACAAUGCUUCAGGAGGAGCCUGAUCUGGUUAGUGCAAUUUAUGGCCGAGGGAUAGCCUAUGGAAAGAAGGGACUACAUGACAUUAAGAAUGCUGAGCUUGCUCUGUUUGAACUGAGCCGAGUAAUUACCUUGGAACCAGAUCGUCCAGAGGUAUUUGAGCAGCGAGCUGAAAUCCUGUCCCCUCUUGGACGAAUUAAUGAAGCAGUGAAUGAUCUCACGAAAGCCAUUCAACUUCAGCCCUCAGCACGGCUCUACAGACAUCGGGGGACCCUGUACUUCAUAUCAGAGGACUAUGCAACAGCCCACGAAGACUUUCAGCAGUCCUUAGAACUGAACAGAAACCAGCCUAUAGCUAUGCUAUACAAAGGUUUAACUUUCUUUCACAGAGGACUUUUGAAGGAAGCCAUUGAAUCCUUCAAAGAAGCUUUGAAGCAGAAAGUUGACUUUAUUGAUGCAUACAAAAGUCUGGGGCAGGCCUAUAGAGAACUGGGCAAUUUUGAAGCAGCCACGGAGAGCUUUCAGAAGGCACUGUUGCUCAAUCAGAAUCAUGUACAGACCCUCCAGUUACGGGGAAUGAUGCUGUAUCACCAUGGCAGCUUACAGGAAGCCCUUAAGAACUUUAAGCGGUGUCUACAGCUAGAGCCGUAUAAUGAAGUAUGCCAAUAUAUGAAGGGACUCAGCCAUGUUGCAAUGGGACAGUUUUAUGAAGGGAUAAAAGCACAAACAAAAGUUAUGCUAAAUGAUCCUCUCCCAGGCCAGAAGGCUAGCCCAGAGUAUCUUAAAGUGAAGUAUCUCCGAGAGUAUUCUCGCUAUCUUCAUGCACACCUUGACACCCCCCUUACGGAAUAUAACAUUGAUGUGGACCUGCCUGGAAGCUUUAAGGACCACUGGGCUAAAAAUCUGCCUUUCCUCAUAGAAGACUAUGAAGAGCAGCCAGGGUUGCAACCCCACAUAAAAGAUGUGUUACAUCAGAAUUUUGAGAGUUACAAGCCUGAAGUACAGGAGCUGAUUUGCGUAGCUGAUCGUUUGGGAUCUCUGAUGCAGUAUGAGACACCUGGUUUCCUGCCAAAUAAGAGAAUACACAGAGCUAUGGGCUUGGCAGCUUUGGAAGUGAUGCAAGCUGUCCAGCGUACGUGGACCAACUCCAAAGUUCGAAUGAAUGGAAAAACACGGUUGAUGCAAUGGAGAGAUAUGUUUGAUAUUGCAGUGAAAUGGAGAAGGAUUGCUGACCCAGACCAGCCUGUGUUGUGGCUAGAUCAAAUGCCAGCACGGAGUCUUAGCAGAGGCUUCAACAACCAUAUCAAUUUAAUCAGGGGUCAGGUGAUUAACAUGAGAUAUCUGGAAUAUUUUGAAAAAAUACUUCAUUUUAUUAAAGAUAGAAUUCUUGUUUAUCAUGGAGCAAAUAAUCCUAAAGGAUUGUUGGAAGUUAGAGAAGCUCUGGAAAAGGUACACAAAGUAGAAGACCUCCUUCCAAUUAUGAAGCAGUUUAAUACCAAAACGAAGGACGGGUUCACCGUGAACACAAAAGUUCCCAGCCUCAAAGACCAAGGGAAGGAAUAUGAUGGAUUCACGAUUACUAUUACGGGAGACAAAGUUGGCAAUAUACUAUUCUCUGUGGAAACUCAAACCACAGAAGAAAGGACACAAUUAUAUCAUGCUGAAAUAGAUGCACUUUAUAAAGAUCUCACAUCAAAAGGAAAAGUAUUGAUUCUUUCAUCGGAAUUUGGGGAGGCUGAUGCUGUCUGCAACUUAAUCUUAUCCUUAGUUUAUUACUUUUAUAAUUUAAUGCCGUUAUCUCGGGGAUCCAGUGUAAUUGCUUAUUCAGUCAUCGUGGGAGCACUGAUGGCCAGUGGAAAAGAAGUAGCAGGAAAAAUUCCCAAAGGGAAGUUAGUCGAUUUUGAAGCUAUGACAGCCCCUGGUUCAGAGGCCUUUAGUAAAAUCGCCAAAAGCUGGAUGAACUUGAAAAGUAUUUCACCUUCUUAUAAGACUCUUCCAUCAGUAUCAGAGACGUUUCCAACGUUAAGAUCAAUGAUUGAGGUGCUAAACACAGACUCCUCUCCACGUUGUCUUAAGAAACUCUAGUUACGCUGUGGUAUUUAUACAAGUAAAGGGCCGGACCUCUUGCUUCUUAAGUUAUUUUUUAAAACAUGGAAUUAUAAAAAAUUAGGUCCUUUAUUACUUUUGAUACCAAUUUUUGAUAGGAAUUGAAUACUUGAAAUCAUUUUCUUUACUUUUCUGAACCAUAACAAAAAUCAUGAAAGAGGGUUUUUUUGGGGGGGAAAAGCUACUUGACUGGGAGGGAUGGUGUAUGAAUUAGCCAGUGGCCUGUUGGUUUCCACUUCUAACGUCAUACAACUCCUUCCUUAUAGCAAAAAAUGUUUACUUCAAAAACCAAAAAUUAAUAACUUAAGAUGAGCAAAACCAACAACAAAAUGGGAGUGUUUUCAUUCCUUUAGAGAUUUGGAUAUUUUUCAAAGGCUUUUUUUUAAAUGCACAUUGUGCUAAGAUGUCUUUGACUCGCGUAAGCUCUGCAUUCUGAGUUCUUCACUUUAUUUAAAUUCAGGCAGAUUCGUGGGCCAGCAGUAAGUGUCACAGAGCUCACCGCCAGGAACACUUACUCUGAAUGAUACACACAGUGUUUACCAAUGUCUCAAACACUGAAUAACUGAACCGUGGUUUGGUUUUGUUUUGUUUCUCAUUGUUUGAAAAAAUAAACUGGGGUGAUUUGUGUAAAUCACCAGUUUUUGG